Molecule: messenger RNA, 342 nt
Organism: Phaeodactylum tricornutum CCAP 1055/1
Lineage: Eukaryota; Bacillariophyta; Bacillariophyceae; Surirellales; Neidiaceae
Exons: 1
Coding region: 1-342 (113 amino acids)
Source: RefSeq, a predicted model, not a curated record
AUGUCUCGACGUGGUUCUUCGCUAUUCGCCCAAGGCGGUGCUGCUCCAGCUAGUGGCGCUGCUCCUACCUCAGCCAAGCGACAAUCUGUUGUCCUUCAGCCCAUGACAGGGGGAAUCGGUCUCGAUUUCGACUCCGACUUUAGUGAUUCUGAUGAUGAACGAAGCCCGCAAGAUCAAAGCCGCCCUACACCUCCUACAAGCAGUACUCCUGCUGGCGGCGCCAACGAUCGCCCGAUGGUAGGCGGGUUUGCUGCUGCUGCCUACGAAGCUGCCAAGGCGUUCCACUACCAAAACAAGGACAAAAAGGCCAGCCAGUCAGCGAAACACUCAACACGCUCCUAG